CUUUGUCACUUGAACGUAAUCCCCUCCUCUGAAACCAAAUAAUCUCCAUAAAAGAAAAAAAAACAAGAAUAAGAAACAGGAUUCACAAUGGCCAAGUACACCAUCAUCGCUGCCUCUGCCCUCUGCUUCUUGACCUUGGUCGGUUCUGCUUACUCCCAGGACCGCUUCUUCAUUGAGGGCACAGUUUACUGUGACACUUGCCGCACCCAGUUCCUCACCAGGGUUAGCGAGUUCAUGUCAGGUGCAACCGUGGGUGUGGUGUGCAGAGAACGUGAUGCUGGUGCCAAGGUGACAUUCAGCAAAGAGGCAGUGACCGACGCUAACGGAAUGUACAGCGUUGCGGUGGACGGAGACCACGAAGAUGAGGUUUGCGAGGUGAAGCUUCUCAAGAGCAGCAGGGCUGACUGUUCAGAGGUUGACACUGAGUCACACCUUGAACAGGCUUCCAGGAUCAGCAUCACCAACAACAAUGGCAUCGUUUCCCCUGUCCGCACUGCCAACCCACUUGGUUUCUUGAAGACAGAGCGUCUUCCUGAGUGCGGUCACAUCCUCCUUCAGCUUGGUCUUCAUGAGGAUGGCUCACUCAAACAUUAAAUUAUUAAUUGAUGAAUAUAAAAGGGGAGGGGGAUCUAACCUCUUUGUAUGAUCAUGAUAUGAUGUAAUAUUGUGAGAAUUAUAUAUAUAUAAGCUUGGCCUUGAAUUCUCUGAAAAAAAAUGGGAUC
Messenger RNA from Lotus japonicus, 722 nucleotides. Its product is annotated as olee1-like protein. NCBI's taxonomy places the organism in Eukaryota, Viridiplantae, Streptophyta, Magnoliopsida, Fabales, Fabaceae. The coding region runs from base 88 to 594 and encodes 168 amino acids. The transcript is spliced from 2 exons. The record is from RefSeq and is a predicted model, not a curated record.